CUCGGGAUUCACAUUCAUGUGUAGGCAAUUUCCCCCUGUCUAUAGAUCAUCCAGUGUGCAAUCAAGCAUAGCCACAAGCUCUACAUAGGGGAUGAUUUGUGAGACACAUGCACGCACACGCGCACGCACACAUUUAUAUAAAUAUAGCCGCCACCCCGCCACUUUUCGUACACCACACAUGAUAAACCUAGGCAAGGCCGUAACCCCCGCAACCCGCCACUAUUCCAUGCCCCUCACUCCGAAUUUAACACUAUAUCCUGCUGUGGUCAAUCAUCCAUGGGACAGACGCAUUCCUCGAACAGCCACGAUGGAGCAGGCUCGGACAUAAAUCAACCAGAGGAGAAGAAGGUAGAUUACUACGAGCUGCUCCAGGUCGAACGAAAUGCAUCUGGCGAGGAGAUAAAAAAGGCCUACAGAAGAAGGGCUCUGGAGCUACACCCGGAUAGAAACUAUGGCAACGUGGAGGCUGCUACCAGGCUGUUCGCCGAAAUUCAAUCUGCAUACGAAGUCCUCUCAGACGCCCAGGAGCGUGCGUGGUAUGACUCGCACCGUGAUGUUUUCCUAGGAAACGAUGGCAAGCCAGAAGGGGCCGAUUAUUCAUACGAUACGCGGAUGACAACCUCCGACGACAUCCUAAAAUUAUUCUCAAAAUUCAGUCCUCGGAUGGAAUUUACAGACGCGCCAACCGGAUUUUACGGUGCCUUGCGUGAAACAUUCGCACGGCUUGCCCUAGAGGAGACAAUGGCCUGCCGCUGGGAGAAUGUUGCGUGCAUAACGUAUCCUACAUUUGGAAACUGCAACGCCGACCCUGAAGAGGUUGUACGUCCAUUCUAUGCUGCCUGGGGUAGUUUUUCUACGAAAAAGUCCUUCGCCUGGAAAGAUGUGUACCGUUACUCUGAAGCACCAGAUCGUCGCGUUCGCAGACUGAUGGAGAAGGAAAACAAGCGUCUCAGGGAAGAUGCCAUUCGGGAAUUCAACGAGGCUGUUAGGUCGCUUGUAGCUUUUGUGAAGAAGCGCGAUCCCCGGUACAAGUCUAACGCAUAUAGUGAAUCACAACGGCAGGAAUUUCUUCGUCAAUCAGCAGCUGCACAGGCAGCCAGAUCACGAGCAGCAAACCAGGCGAAACUGCGUGAUCAUGUGAUGCAAGAUUGGGCAAAGGCGGAAAGUCCGGGUGAGGAAUCCAGCGAUACAGGCGAGGACGAAGUUGAGUAUUUUGAGUGCGUUGCAUGUCAGAAAACCUUUAAAAGUCAUAAUCAACUCGAGGCCCACGAACGCAGCAAGAAGCAUAUAAAAGCUGUGAAGCAGCUACGCUGGGAGAUGAGAGCACAGAAUGAAGAGCUGGGCCUGAAAGGAAACGCCUCUAACCCCGAAGAGCCCCAAUGGGAUAAUUCUACCCAUAACAAUCCACAGGACAACCCAGUGCACAAUAUGGCGUCAUCAGUCCAACAACCACGGGAUAACGCGACAAGAAGCAGUGCCGGAACAGACAAGUAUACCUCUUCUAAUACUAGAGUUGAUAUUAAACCUGAUGAAGGUUCCUCGGCGGACACAGGUUGCCAUGGGGACUCUAUGCCAGAUCUCAGCGACGCCGAUUAUGUACCUAGGGAGUGUGUUGAACAGCGAUUAGGUUCUCAAACCACGCUAAACCAACAAACGGCAGAGAUGGAAUCUCUAGACAACCUGUCGCAGCAGUUCUCAACAACUGAAAUAGAGGACUCGCAAAAUUUUCCACCAAAAGUGGGAAAGGCUAAGCAAAAACGUGCGAAAAAGGCCCAGCGUGCAAUGAACCAACCCCAGAAUAUUAAAUGUGCCACUUGCUACGCUAUUUUUCCCUCAAGGUCUCAAUUGUUUAUUCAUAUCCACGAGUUUGAUCACGCUCAACCCUCAUCCAUGGCCGAUACGCAAAAAACGAGGCAAUAGACAAAGCAAAGAAGCUUGCUUGUUGCCUUUCCUCAUCCGUGCCAAAGUUUCAUUACCUGGGCAGGCUUCUAUGGUC
Molecule: messenger RNA, 1996 nt
Organism: Aspergillus caelatus
Lineage: Eukaryota; Fungi; Ascomycota; Eurotiomycetes; Eurotiales; Aspergillaceae
Product: putative C2H2 finger domain protein
Exons: 2
Coding region: 277-1920 (547 amino acids)
Cellular component (GO): cytoplasm
Molecular function (GO): nucleic acid binding; zinc ion binding
Source: RefSeq, a predicted model, not a curated record